This is a messenger RNA of Drosophila novamexicana, 3763 nucleotides long. RefSeq lists its product as uncharacterized. The transcript has 6 exons. Gene Ontology annotation, molecular function: small GTPase binding; actin filament binding. Bases 954 to 3512 code for a protein of 852 amino acids. NCBI's taxonomy places the organism in Eukaryota, Metazoa, Arthropoda, Insecta, Diptera, Drosophilidae. The record is from RefSeq and is a predicted model, not a curated record. Gene Ontology annotation, biological process: cell migration; cortical actin cytoskeleton organization; regulation of cell shape. Gene Ontology annotation, cellular component: cytosol.
UGCAUUUCCAUUAGGCGCUCUUAUCUACACGCUGCAUCGACUGCGACGGCGACUGCGGCUGCGGCUGCUGCUGCUGCUGCUGCUGUUUGGAGUGCCCGUCCGUCAUCUUGUCAUGCUCUGCGCCUCCUGAUCUCAAUUUUGUUUUUAUUUUCUUUUUUCAAAUUGAUUUAUGCAAAUUCAACGCGGCUCGCUCGUUUUCAAUUUUCGUGUUUUUUUGAUUUUACUCCGAUCUUUCGACACUUUUUCUUUUGGGGCCUUGAAAGCUGUACGCGCUGUGGGAAAUGCCGGCGUAUUGCAGCCAAACAUAUCGCUAACUCUUUGCUGCUUUAAUCAUUAACAAUUACCCGUGGACAUAGACCUCCCGCACAUGCCGAGGUGUGCGUGCGGACGCGGGCACACCUGUCCAAAGAACCAAGAACUCGAAGCAGCAGCAGAAGAAGAAGACGAAGACACUCGAAUGGCAUGCAGCGACGUGACUGAUGCGUUUGAUUGAUAAAUAAAAUGAAAUGUUGUUGAAGCACGUCAUAAUUUCAGCUCAUUUGCAUAUGGCGACGCGCAUUGACAGAAGUAACCGUUAGAGCGCAUUUACAGUUAACGCUGCAUUCAGUCUUGAAUCUCUCUCGCUCUCCCGCUCACGCUCUCCCGUUUAUCUGCGCGUCUGGCAACAGUGAAAGUGUGCGCCUUUUGAUUCCGAUUCGUCUAUUGACAUGUUAAUUUUUUUUCGACAAGAUUUUCGCUAACGCACAAGAAAAUAAAUAAAUAAAUAAAAAGAAAACCCAAAUUGAGUAACAAAUCAGCGACCGUUGGCGAGAUGCGACGUUUCCAUCUGGCGCGUUAAUCAGUUGACAGACGCCGAAGGAAGCGGCCGCAGCCCACAGGCCCGUCGCCGGGUGUCAUUGACAGCAACUGGCUAAUAAAAAUAUAUAUAGAAAUAACUCAGUUGGAGCCAGAAAAUGCUUAAUAAACUGAAUGUCUUGUUUUUCCGUGACAGCUCCACGCUGCAGCGACACCAAACGCAGAUGGCGCCCAGCGUCUGCGAAACCUCGCCCAAAUUGCCGCCACACAAUGCUGCUGCAGCUGCUCCUGCUGCCGCUCCAGCUGCGGCUUCCGCCAGUGUCAAGUGCGGCGCCAGCAGCUUGAGCGGUUCGCUGGCUUCGUAUAAGAUGGCCGGCUCGGAGCAGAGCUGGCCGCAGGCGCCCGUUUACAGCAAGGAGAAUCAACGUCCGCCCGUUUACAAUGCCGAGGAUUAUGUGCUCUCCCUGCGCAAGUUUACCAAAGGCAGCGGCUCCGCCAAGGUGCAGUCCAUCUACGAUGUCAACAUCAAUGGCCAUGCCAAGGAGGAUGCCUACAAAGCCGCCACGCUGCCGGCCAAGCACUCCGGCUACAAAAGCCCCAUUCCGGCGCCGCCGGAGAGCGACAGCGAGAUGUCCCUGCGUCAAUUUGGCUCCAUAACCGAUCUGCUGACCAAGCUGCGCGCCGAUCUGAGGGUGUCCUUUCCCAGCUUCGUGCAGGAAUUCGUGGCCACGCCCUCGGAUGGCAUUAGCCAUCUGCUGGAGGUGCUGCGCGCCAUCCAAAUGGCGCAGGCGAGCAAUGCGCCCGCUCCGCUGGCGACGGCCACCAAUUCCCUGGCCAUGUCACGCAAUCCGCAGAGCUAUCAGCGCCGUGCGCUGCUCGACGAGCUCUCCUGCCUACAAUGCCUGAGCAUUUGCUGUUCCCGCUCUCUGGAUGCCAUAGCCCGUUUAGGCAACACACCGGUCGGUCUGAUGCCGUUGGCCUCCUCGGCGACGGGUCAGGGCAUACGCGGACGGAUCCUGGCGCUGCAGCUGCUCGCCGCCGCCUGCGAUCGCCAGCCAUUUGGCCAGGGCAAUGGAGGUCAGAAGAUCAGCGCCGCCGGCCACACGGCCGUCUCGGAGGCCAUGUCCACGCUGCGGCUGCGCUGCAGCGAACCGGUACGCUUCCGGCUGCUCAUCGGCAUCCUCAACAGCGGCGGCGGCUCCGGCGAGCUGCAAUGCGCCGGUAUCAAAUUCCUCAACACGUUCAUCGAGAGCGCCGUCAGCCUGCAGCAGCGUCUGUAUAUCCAGGCGGAGCUGUGCCAGGCUGGACUGGAAACGGGCACGCUGGCCCGUACCAUAUCCUCGUCCUCGCCCUGGCUGGACGCGCUGCGCGCCGAGAUCAAGCGCUUCAACGAGCUGCACAUCGAUGUGGACAAGAUGCUGGCCCAGGCACGCGACGCGGAUCGUGUGCGCAGCCAAAUGGUCAUCCUGGAGCGACGUGUCCAAAUACUGCAUGAGGAGAAGACGGUGCUCACGUCCAUGGAGCGACGCCUGCAGGAGCGCUGCGCGGAGCUGCAGCGAGAGAUCUUCCGGCUGCAGGGCGCACAGGAGUCCAAUUUCAAGCCCGUGGAGGCGCAUCAGCCCGUCGCCCUGCCGCGUCAGGUGCCGCCCAACUCAAAGACGACGGCAGCGGGUGCGGCGACGGGCAGCAAACAGAGCUGCUCGGAACACGAGGAUGAGGGCAUCAGUAGCUCCGAGACGGGCGCCUCGCUCAGUCCAGUGCCCAUCCUGGUGCUGCCCACCAAGUCCAAGCGCAAGACGAAGCGCGGGGAGGACAAGGACGAGGAUGACGAUGCAGCCACCAUCGAGGACGUCAUCGAGGAGCUGGACAACAUAGUCAGCGAGGCGGAGAAACAGAUCUCGCGCCAGGCCGCGACAGCCAAGCAGCAUACACAUCCACGUCUGCUGGAACAGGAGCAGGACAUCGUGCCGGUGAACAUUGUGCCGCAGCCGCCACGGAAAUCCCGAUCCUUGGCGCAUCUGGUGCCGCGCACCGACUGCUCCGACCAAGAGAACUCCCAAUACGGCAUGCUGAUGCCGGGCGACUCGGCGGCCGUGGAGCGACUGGCCGCCAUGCAGACCUUCUUCGACGAGGUGGACUACGAGGCGACGCACACGGAUACGCAUGUGAACUACACGCUGGACCAGCCCUCAUCGGAUAUGCCCGAGGCGGAGGCGAAUGCCACCGCGACGGCGUACAAUGCGAGCACCAAUCGGGAGCUGCUCGACGUGAUUAUGAAUGCGCGACACGAUGAGCACGAUCCGACCAUACUGGCCCUGAGGAACAGCAGCCAGGAGGCCGGCAAGGCGCCAGCACCGGCUCCGCCGACGCCGCCCGCCCAACACUUUAACGGGGUCUUCUUUAUGACCGGCAUGAACACGCCCCAAAAGUAUCCAAAGCCAGAUCUCACGGCUGCGCUGCAGGCGCGACGCGUGACCAAGAAUGUGGAACGCCUUGAGGCGGCCUUUGCCUCCGGCUCUCACGAUGGCGGCCACGUCGAUGCGGCCAUCGUGCGGGAGAAAUCCCGCAGCAAUCAACAGAUCUAUUUCAGCAGCAAUCCGGUCAUGCGCAUGCACGACUAUCCCGGCUCCGGCCAGCUCAAUGGCAACAUAUCCGCACGCACGCGCUCCUAUACGCAGGGCUCCAAGGUGACGGACCUGCCCUCGGGCUUGUACUGAGGCACCAGAGCUAUGCCAGCUCCUGUGCAAUACAAACUCCACCCUUAAGCUUACGAAUAUAUAUUAAUUUUUUUAAUAUUAUGCAAUUUUUAUUAUCAUAAAUAAUAUUUAGUAUUUCGUAGCGUAGAUUCGGUGGCAGCUUCAAUCGGGUCCCUUAGUCUUAAGUCAGUUGGAAUUAGCUCAUUUCCAGCUAAAACAUUUUUUACUUUUAUAAUAUCAACUAUCAAUAUUUAUAUUUUGCAAACGAACAA